This is a messenger RNA of Didymodactylos carnosus, 1461 nucleotides long. The record is from the annotation of a GenBank genome assembly. Lineage: Eukaryota; Metazoa; Rotifera; Eurotatoria; Philodinida; Philodinidae.
AUGGUAUCAUUGACCGAUCUACCUACGGAAAUUCUAUUAUACAUAUUGAAAUUAUUCGAAAAUAAAAUUGAUAUUUUCUAUUCAUUUUAUGGUAUACAUAAUAAGCGUUUAUACCAAUUAAUUCAAACAAAUUUUAGUGUAUCUACAGUUGAUUUAUCAGCAUCAUUAAUAUUUGACAGUAAUAUUCUGAAUUACAAAUUUCUAUUAAAUAAUAUACGUUUAAAAAUAAAACAUUUAAUUUUAAAUGAAAAUGAACAAUUUCAAUUUUUAUUUUGUGCUUCUGAUACAAAAAUUCAAUUUCCAAAUUUAACGAACUUAACAUUAUUAUCAAUUAAUUGUAAAAGUUUUCUUGAUUGUUCACCAAUUACAUUAACCAUCUCUUAUUUAUAUAUUUUAUUUGAUGCGAAUCCAUAUAAAAAUUCAAUUUCUCAUAAUGAAAAUGUUAGUCGGUAUUUAUUUUCAAAUAAAACUAAUUUAUCAGUCGUUAUUAUAGAAAAUAUUCAUUUAUCUAGAAUAUUUCAUUUUUCAUCAUCAAUUAAACAAUUAAAAAUAACUGUAAAAUAUUCUUCAGAUUUAAUUCAUCUAUUAUUGAAUUCAAAUAAUAUUACGGAUUUAAAUGUUAAAUGUCUACAAUUGGAUGUCAUCGAAGGUAAUUUUUUAAUGUGGAAAACUAAUAUAUUCAGAAGCUUUACUAGGAGUAUAAAAGAUGUUGAUUAUACAACUUUGAAAAUUCGACGCUCUAUAGUUCGCGUUAUUCGAAAGUUACCAAGAGAGAUUUCACAAGGGUAAGGAAGAAGUCGCUGAUAAUAUGUCGGAAAAAAAAUCUAUUUUUUCUAUGAGACGUUUACGUUUUCCAUUAGGAAACUUAUCUAUUAAUGCCGUACAGAUUGUUAGACUUUGAGACCUGUCGCAGUUGUGAGAUUUGAAAAACGUUGAAAAAUAUACAAAUCCUCGUUUUCUUUGCGUACAGCGUGACUCUAAACUUUGUUUAGACUCUUUGAAUGAUGCACCGUUUGAAAGAGUGGAAAAAUCUAAACAAAACUUGAUGUUUCUCAGUUUUCCGAGAGGAAGUUUUAUGCGACAGAAAAGUUUAAUACAGGAAAAUUUCGAAUAUUAGAAUUUUUCUGGUAAAAUAAAUAUCUCGUUUUUCCAAAUCUGUUUGAACUUGUAAGACUAGGAUUAAUGUGUGAAACGAACACUUGUGUACAAAAUUCACUAUAGAAUACUGAUAUCUAACCAAAUUUCAGUGUCGAAAAAGUCACUUACAAUGAGUACCGUUAUAGAUUUCGUUUGUUUAGGUAGGAUGAGAGUAAAAACUAAUGAUAAAAUACAGUUUAGCACUCACUCAUUUUAAAAAGGAAUCAUCAAAUUUUUUUUCUUUUGUAUUCAACUCAAGAUAAAUAUUUGUUAAUCUUAAUUCCAAUUCACAUUUUGUACAACAGUUAUGGGGAAAAUCAUUGA